CUGGCGAAGUCGCGAGAUGCGACCCCCCUUACCUGCGCAGCCCGACGAGGUAGGCGCCCAAUUUGCAACGUGGAAUGUAAGUACACAAGUCCAGAGCGUUUCAGUGACUUGUCAAGCUCAGGCUUGUAGAGGGGGAUCCACUCCCAAGGCUCCCCACACUGCCCUGCUCUCCAGUUACAGCCGGCUAGCUCUGAAGAUCCCACCUCCCCCAGCCUGUGCUCCUGGAAGGCUGCAGAGACCCUUGCUCCUGCUCUGCUCUCAGCCCAAGCUUCAGGGCAGCUUCAUGUCUAUUCUGUGUGACUCCCACAGAACUUCCUACCUGCUUCCUCCUGACCAUGAGGACUGGGGAGAGCAGGGCGCCCCUGCCUUUGUGUAUGGGCAGGAGGAGCUCGUUGUGGGAGGGGUGCAGUGGCCUAGCAGCCCACCCAGCACCCCAGACUCCUGGCCAGCAUCCCGCUUCGACUCUGCGCUCUGCUCUGCCUGGAGACAGCGGAUGGAGCUGGGUCUCUUUCGCUACUGCCUGGGGGAGCUGCAGACUCAAGUCCUCCCUGGUGCUGUGGGUUUUGUGGCUCAGCUAAAUGUGGAGCGAGGUGUCCAGAGGAGGUGCCCCCAGAACAUCAAGAGCGUGAGGCAGGCAUUUGACCCGGAACAGUUUAACUUCAACAAGAUCCGGCCUGGAGAAGUCCUUUUUCGUCUGCACCAGGAGCCUGACACGCAUAGUGCCCUCCCACAGGACAUCCUGGUGGUGAUCAACGUCAGCCCACUGGAGUGGGGGCACGUGCUGCUGGUGCCUGAACCUGCCCAGCAGCUGCCCCAGCGCCUGCUGCCAGGUGUGCUGCGAGCUGGGCUGGAGGCUGUGCUGCUAAGCUCACACCCAGGCUUCCGGGUGGGCUUCAACAGCCUGGGGGGCUUGGCCUCAGUGAACCACCUCCACUUGCAUGGCUAUUACCUAGCCCACAGGCUGCCUGUGGAGGGGGCGCCUAGCCAGCCCCUGGACCCGGGGGGCCAUUUGCACCUGCUCCAAACCCUGCCAGCUCCUGGCUUCCUCUUUUACACCAGUGGACCCGGGCCUGACUUGGAAGCUGUGAUUAGCAGGGUCUGUCGAGCCACUGACUAUCUGACCGACCAGGAGAUUGCACAUAACUUGUUUGUGACACGGGGAGCCCCACCUGGAAAGGCAUCGCCUUGCUCGGCCCUCACAGGGGUCCGAGUGAUCCUGUGGGCCCGGAAGUCCAGCUUUGGAAUAAAGGAGGGUGAAGCUUUCAAUGUUGCCCUCUGUGAGCUGGCCGGGCACCUCCCCGUCAAAACAGCUCAGGACUUCAGCAGCCUGACCGAGGCAGCUGCCGUGGCGCUCAUUCAGGACUGCCUGCUGCCCCCUGGCCAGGCUACAGCAGUACGAGCCGCGCUGGUGGCCCUGAUGGCCCAGGAAGAGCCAUAGUCCCAGAGCUAUGUCUUCACCGGCUGGUGUGCAUCCCUCUCCAGGUCACUUGCAUGUUUAUUUUCAUGGCUGCCUUCCCAAAUCUCUAGGCCUAAAGAGAGAGAUGAAGAAAGAACUGAUAGCUUCCCUGGGAAGCUAAGACUGGAGAAUGGCAAAUAUGACCCUAGUUUGGGCAGCUUAGUGACUGAGACUUUGUUUCAAAAAAAGAACAGUACUGAUCUCUGUGAAAGGGCGAGACCUUGGAAUAAAUCAAUUGCAUGUGCUCUCGUGAAUGUAGCUACUGCUGCUCACCCUCUUCUUAGACAAGCUUCAGGGAUGUCAGACCUGUUAAGGGAAUUGUGCAAGAGUUUCUCACUCCAUAUGGACCUUUCCUGUGACAGCAGUUGUUAGCUUUUUCUUUUUUUGUACUGGGCAUCAAACUCACUGAGCUAUAUCCUCGGCCUCAGCCCAAGUGUUGGUGUGUGCUUUGAUGGUUUCUGUCCCACUAGUAUGGAGCUCCUACUUGAUGUUU
Messenger RNA from Octodon degus (degu), 1949 nucleotides. RefSeq names its product GDP-D-glucose phosphorylase 1 (gene Gdpgp1). Bases 17 to 1438 code for a protein of 473 amino acids. Gene Ontology annotation, molecular function: GDP-D-glucose phosphorylase activity. Gene Ontology annotation, biological process: glucose metabolic process. Gene Ontology annotation, cellular component: cytoplasm. The record is from RefSeq and is a predicted model, not a curated record. NCBI's taxonomy places the organism in Eukaryota, Metazoa, Chordata, Mammalia, Rodentia, Octodontidae. The transcript is spliced from 3 exons.